ACGGUCAGUCCAAGGAUUGUCCUGAAAAGCAGAGGAGCUAUUUUGGUCUGUGUUUGAGAGAGGGAUGAGUAUCUGUCUUCCGCUUUUCUUUUCUGCUGGUACAGAAAGGAUUUAUUUAUUACCAUCAACCACAAUGAGUAGAACAACAUUCUUUGAGGUGGAGAUCAUUGAUGCAAAGACAAAGGAACAGCUUUGUUUUUUAGAUAAGGUGGCCCCUCACUCAACAAUAGGAGACAUAAAGAAUCUAUUUUACAAAUCAUAUCCUCAGUGGUACCCAGCAAGACAGGCAUUAAGGCUUGAUCCUAAGGGAAAAUUGCUCAAAGAUCAUGAGAUCUUACAGAAUCUACCGGUGGGAACCACUGCCACCAUGUACUUUAAAGAUCUCGGUCCACAGCUAGGUUGGACUACGGUAUUUUUUGCAGAGUACAUCGGAGCCCUGCUCACAUACCUGGUCUUCUUUUUUCGAGUGCCGUAUGUUUACCCUCACACGUAUGCCUUUACCUCCAGCAGCCAUCCUGUUGUUACAUUUGCUUGUGUCUGCCACACGCUCCACUAUAUGAAGAGGCUUAUGGAGACCAUCUUUGUCCACCGUUUCUCCCAUGGGACCAUGCCACUCAGAGCAAUAGUCAAAAACUGUGCCUAUUACUGGGGUUUCUCUGCAUGGUUAGCCUACUACAUCAACCACCCUCUUUAUACGCCUCCAUCCUAUGGAGAACUUCAAGUCAACUAUGCUCUAUUCACAUUUGUGAUGUGUGAAAUGGGCAACCUCUCUAUUCAUAUCAGUUUGCGUAACCUUAAAGUAGAUGGACUCAGGGUUAGAAAGUUUCCUAUGCCAACCAAGAAUCCCUUCACAUGGCUUUUUUUCUUUGUAUCCUGUCCAAAUUAUACUUACGAGGUCGGUGCAUGGAUGAGCUUUACAGUAAUGACCCAGUGUCUUCCAGUGGCAAUAUACACUUUAUUUGGGUUUAUUCAGAUGUCCAUCUGGGCCAAAGGGAAGCACAAAGCCUACCUACGAGAGUUCAAAGACUAUCCAAGUGUCCGGAUGGCCAUUAUUCCCCUGAUUUUUUGAUUAUUGAUAACUGCUAAAGCUUGCAUCCCAUGAGGGCUGCACAAUGCAACUUUGUACUGAGAAACGGUAAAAAAGCUGAGCAAUAAUGUAGAGAUGCACUUUAGCUGCGCCUUAAAAGUUUCCUUUGAGUAUUUUAAAAUUUCUGUUUAGUUGCAACAGCACAGACAUGGACAAUAGGUUUGGCAGCGACCCAUAUAAGGUUUGGCAAACUUAACAGCUUUCAUUUGUGAGGUAACUAAUCAGACCAUGUAGAUAUAAACACAGAAUAAUCUGAUGCAUAUUUGUUAACUAAAAAACUCUUGAUUUUACCUCAGCAGAGAUAUAUAUAUAUUUUUAAAUAAUUUCAAAUCUAUAGACAAGGCUGCAAAAUAGUACAGCAAAUACAAUGUUAUUUGAAUAGCAGGUUGAUUGAAAUUACAUUUUCACCAUUUUUUGCUCUGAUAUCUCAUAACUUUCAGUGCUACCAAUUACCCCUAGAAGUCACCUGAAUAGUAAAGUCAGUCUGUUUGUCUUAUCUUUUUAAGAACUUCCUUGAUAAUGAGGUGGAUUUAUCUCAAAGGACUUAUCCUUUUCAAUUUCAAUAAAAUACAUAAUUGACAAACACACUAUAGUGUUUGCUCCUGCAGUUCCAUUCAUUUUAGACUAGUAAUUCCACUGGUACCUGGUUAGUAGAUCAACCUUUUGCACUGGGACAAGUCUUUAGUUUCAUAUGUAUGCAAACUUUUUGAAAAUCAGACCUUUUGUUUGGGAGGUCACUUAGCAAUUGAAGAGUCGACCCCAACUGUGGAAUAUGCAGGUAGAAGCAUUGUAGUGAGAGGCUUCAGGAGCAACAUGGAGACUGGUCAGAGUUUCCUUUUGCAUGAACCACAUUUGAUUUGCACUUCUUAAUGCAUGAGGCCCCAUGUCUGGAUUUAAAAUUUUAAGUUUAAAAG
This is a messenger RNA of Cyprinodon tularosa, 2001 nucleotides long. RefSeq names its product very-long-chain enoyl-CoA reductase. Gene Ontology annotation, biological process: very long-chain fatty acid biosynthetic process. The record is from RefSeq and is a predicted model, not a curated record. Gene Ontology annotation, molecular function: oxidoreductase activity, acting on the CH-CH group of donors. The coding region runs from base 65 to 1069 and encodes 334 amino acids. Lineage: Eukaryota; Metazoa; Chordata; Actinopteri; Cyprinodontiformes; Cyprinodontidae. The transcript has 13 exons.